Zerene cesonia (dogface butterfly) is the source of this 3222-nucleotide messenger RNA. It is a transcript of the gene mars, whose product is annotated as disks large-associated protein 5-like. The record is from RefSeq and is a predicted model, not a curated record. The coding region runs from base 41 to 2506 and encodes 821 amino acids. The transcript is spliced from 9 exons. Gene Ontology annotation, biological process: signaling. NCBI's taxonomy places the organism in Eukaryota, Metazoa, Arthropoda, Insecta, Lepidoptera, Pieridae.
GUUUGUUAAUUUGUGUUUUUUUUUAUUUUUCAGGUUUCUAAUGAUGGAGAAAAGCUUCGAUUUUGGUGCAUUACUGCAGAAUCAUGAGAAACAACACAAAUGUAAACCUGUUCAAUUUUCUAGCGUUGCAAAUGGGGUUAAAAGACGGCUUGAUUCUAAUAUAAAACGAAGAAAAAGUAGUCGAUUAACUGUUUUUGAUAAAAUUCGAAAUAUACAACAAUCAGAAAAAUUAGACAGCCCCUUGCCAAAGUCAGACAAACAACAAAAAAUGGAGCACAGAAGAAUGCAAUUAGAGAAAUGGAAGGAAGACAAAGAAAAGAAAAAGAAGGAGGCAGCUACGCAAAAGAAAAAACCGUUUAUAGUUGGAGUUGCUCAUGCACCAACCAGAUUUGUCCCUCCUCCUCCACCACCCAAAGUGAUGCCAAGUACAUCAGGAAGGGUGACCAGAUCACAGUCUGCGAGAAACAAGGCCAGUCAGCAAGGCUCUACAGCAAGAAAUACUUUACCAAACCAAAGUAAAACAUCAUUUGCACCACUUGAUGCAACAUUCCGUCCUCCUCAAUUAAAACAUUUGGAUGCAGUUCCAACUCUAUCUUUACCGAAAAAAAAAGUAAAAGUAGGCAAUAUGGUAAAGUUUGAGCCUCAUGCACCCAAUAGAGAUGUCAAAAUGAACAAUAAACCAAAUUUAAAGGCAAAAGUGAAUAGCAGCAUGAAAAAAGCCUCACAGGUUACCAGUUCUACCUCUGGAAGUAGCAUGGAAAGUGAGGAAAACGGGCCAAUAAAGAAACCCACCAGAAAAUCUAAAGAGACCCUUGUAAACCAUAAAACACAGACCUCUAAUAAACUAAACAAAAAACCCUUACUUAACAGUUCAAAUUCUACAGAAAGUGAGUUAUCCCCUGUAGAAGUUAAAGUUCAGACACAUAGGAAAUCUAAGGAUGCAAAUAAAGCAAUUGAUAAGAAAGAUGUGAAAAAAUCUGUUAUAAGCAUAAACAGUUCUAGUUCUGAAACAAGUUUUGAGUCACCUGUAGCGAAUAAGACAACUCCAAGAUCAUCGUUAGGUAAAAAGGGGCCAAGUAAAUUGAUACAGAGUUCAAAUUUGGAUAGCAGUAUGGGGUCUCCUGUGGUGAUCAAAAUGAAAACGCCAAGAAAGUCCAAUCAAACUUCUUCACCUGCUAAGCGAACACCUCUUAAACCAAUACCAAAGAGUGAAUCUAGUUCUGAGGAGAAAUUAAGAUCGCCCAAGUCUCCUGUAGAGGUAAUGAUGACACCGGAACAGAUUGUGGCAGAGGCAAAGAGGAUAAGUCCUUGCGUUACACUCUCUAGAGGGAAGGAUAAUGCACGUAGGGAAAUGAAGCAGAAGAUUGCAGAAGGUCUCCUAGAUGAAGAUCUCAAUGACAUGGAAAGUAUAGACCAUUUCAAAAAGCAAUUGAAUUCUGAAAUCAAGAGGCUGUCAGAGUUGUGUGAUACCUGGGAUAAGAUUUCAGAGCAAAAUAUAAGUUUGCCGGAAGUUGUUCAGGAAGCAAUUCUGGGAGCAGUGGGUCAAGCCAGGUUGCUGAUGUCACAGAAACUCCAGCAAUUUGCUGGUUUGGUCGCACGCUGUGAAACGCCAGAUCCUUCACAACCACUCGUCACAGCUGCAGAUCUGCAUGGUUUCUGGGAUAUGGUGUUUAUGCAGGUGGUGAAUGUAGACAUGCGCUUCAAGAAGCUGGACGAGAUGAAAGCACGGAGCUGGUCAGUGGAGGAGCAGCCGGUGGAGAGAAGGAAGAAGGUGGUCAGCAAGCCAAAGACCAGCAAACCGGCUGCCACAAGUCGCUUGAGGGAUAUGAUUGCUGCCGCCCGCAAAGCGAAGAAAGAACAAGAGCCCAAAGUGGAAGAAACUCAAUCAGCGGACGACAGUAAGACGUUCGAAGCCGGCUUCUUCAGCGUGCGGUCGCCGGUUCGGUGCCCGCCGCUGAGCACACCGAACAAACCCACUCUGUUGAAAGCCGUGCUGUCCAGUGAGGCGAAAAAGGCGUCCUCUUCUAAGAAUUCCGCAUCGUUUGCAAUGCUGCGCGCGUCUAUGUUCGGCAAAAGUGUGGAACAAGACCCCACUUCUGUUGAAGAAAACCUAAUACACACACCUGUUAACCUACACGCAACACCGGGACGUAGCAUUCUAAAAUCCGGCACCGCCCAAUCGAAAAAGUCGAUCAAGUGCGUUCUCUUCGAUAGUUCUGAUACUGACAUUCUAGAUCAUUCCAUAGACAAGAAUAUGAGCGGGAUACAGCAGUUGGAAGAUACAGAAUUAUCGAUGGAACUCGAAAAAGAGAAUAGAAAGAAGUUGGUAAGACAGGAUGCGGUCGAGAGGAGUCCUAUCAUGACAAGGAAUAGGAGAAAGAGUCUGCAAACGCCGAACAAAGAAGAGAUUGUGGAGGAUAAGAAGAUAUUGCAAGAGAGUAAUAUGAAUGCGACGUCGCGUACUCGGCGUUCUACACGCAAGAAGUCGCUAGUGGAAGUGGCGUAGUGUACAAGUGUACAAGUUUAAAUGUGUAAAUUCUAAGGCAUUUAUAGUGAUUUGAUGAAAUGAUGCAAAUUUGUUUGUGUUGUAGCAUAUUUUGCGCUACAGUUUGUUCUGCCAUUGUCACUAAUUUGUAGGGUUGUCAUAAUGUUUUAUUUAGCAUAAAUAACAGGUGUGUGACAACCCUGGAGCUGUGUGUGAACCUUCAGUCACUGUAUUAAUGUUACAGUUAUAUCACUAUAUAACUUUUUCUUGUAUAUUACUUCCAUUAUAUUCUUGAAGAUUUUACUGGUUGUUCAAGGCUGUAUGAGUAUUGUAGAGCACCAGUGCUUUUAAUAUAAACUCCUCUUGCAUAGGGAACAAUCGGUUAUUCAUCAAACAUUAAGAAAUAUGUCAUAACAAUGAACAAAUAAUAAGAGUUCACGUAGUAAAGUGUUGUAACACUUACAAAUAAAAAUUGAUGAAGACGCAACAAAUAUAAAUUUAUUAAAUAGGCAAUCAUCCUUUUGUAAAUUCCCCAACUGACUUACAAAUAAGUUUUUCAAGAGCUGUUUGUUGUUAUUUUAAACUGCUUAGACAACCCUGAAAUUGCCUUCAUUCACAUAUGAAAUUAUUAUUCAUAAACUGCUUACACAUAGAUUAAAUCGGCUGGACUAAUGCAUUGUAUUUUAACCUGACUUUCGACAACGAUUAAAGCCCUCAAUUCAGUAACUUUUUUUAAC